Messenger RNA from Hyaena hyaena (striped hyena), 333 nucleotides. RefSeq names its product 60S ribosomal protein L37-like. The record is from RefSeq and is a predicted model, not a curated record. Gene Ontology annotation, biological process: translation. Gene Ontology annotation, cellular component: cytosolic large ribosomal subunit; ribosome. Gene Ontology annotation, molecular function: RNA binding; structural constituent of ribosome. Bases 1 to 321 code for a protein of 106 amino acids. The transcript has a single exon. NCBI's taxonomy places the organism in Eukaryota, Metazoa, Chordata, Mammalia, Carnivora, Hyaenidae.
AUGAUGAAGGGGACGUCAUCCUUUGGAAAGCAUUGCAAUAAGACACACACAUUGUGCCACCGCUAUAGCUCUAAGGCCUACCACCUGCAGAAGUUAACCUGUGGCAAAUGUGGCUAUCUUGCCAGAUGGAAGAGAAAGUAUAACUGGAGUGCCAAGGUUAAAAGAUGGAAUACCACUAGGACCAGUCAAAUAAGACCCCUAAAAAUUAUAUACUGCAGAUUCAGGCAUGGGUUCCGUGAAGGAACAACACCUAAACCCAAGAGGGCAGCUAUUGCAGCAUCCAGUUCAUCUGAAAGAUUUCAACGAUUAGUCACAAGAUAAAUGUUCUGGUUU